AUGACGGCUACCUGCUCCCGGCUGGCCCGGCUUCCUCGGCGCCGCCGGCGUCGGCUUGUGCGGUUCCCGCCGCCGCCGCCGCCACUACUGUUGCUGCUGCUGCUGCUGCUGGCGGCUGUAGGGCCGGCACACGGCUGGGAGAGUGGAGACCUGGAGUUAUUUGACUUGGUGGAGGAGGUGCAGCUCAACUUCUACCAAUUCCUCGGAGUGGAGCAGGGUGCUUCAUCUGCAGACAUUAGAAAAGCAUAUCGUAAGCUUUCACUGACUUUGCAUCCAGACAAGAAUAAAGAUGAAAAUGCAGAAACUCAGUUUAGACAAUUGGUGGCCAUUUAUGAAGUUUUGAAGGAUGAUGAACGAAGGCAGAGGUAUGAUGAUAUUCUGAUCAAUGGACUUCCAGAUUGGCGACAGCCUGUAUUCUACUACAGGCGGGUGAGAAAAAUGAGCAAUGCUGAGCUGGCAUUACUUUUGUUCAUUAUUCUCACAGUGGGUCAUUACGCUGUGGUUUGGUCAAUCUACCUGGAAAAACAACUGGAUGAACUGCUUAGUAGAAAAAAGAGAGAAAAGAAAAAAAAGACAGGCAGCAAGAGUGUGGACGUGUCAAAACUUGGUGCCUCCGAAAAAAAUGAAAGAUUAGUGAUGAAACCACAGUGGCAUGAUUUGCUUCCAUGCAAGCUGGGAAUUUGGUUUUGCCUUACACUAAAAGCAUUGCCUCAUCUCAUCCAGGAUGCUGGGGAGUUUUAUGCUAAAUAUAAAGAAACAAGAUUGAAGAAAAAGGAAGAUGCAUUGAGUCGGGCUGAACUUGAAACACUUCAAAAACAGAAGAAAGUUAAAGUAAAAAAACCAAAACCUGAAUUUCCUGUAUAUACGCCUUUAGAAAGUGCAUAUAUUCAAUCUUAUGAUCAUGGAACUUCUAUAGAAGAAAUUGAGGAACAAAUGGACGAUUGGCUGGAAAACAGAAACAAAACACAGAAAAAACAGGCACCUGAAUGGACAGAAGAGGACCUCAGCCAGCUGACAAGAAGUAUGGUUAAGUUCCCAGGAGGGACCCCAGGUCGAUGGGAAAAGAUUGCCCACGAAUUGGGUCGAUCGGUGACAGAUGUGACAACCAAAGCCAAGCAACUGAAGGAUUCAGUUACCUGCUCCCCAGGAAUGGUCAGACUCUCCGAACUCAAGUCAACAGCCCAGAAUCCCCGGCCCACCAAGGCCGCCACGGCCUUGCCAGAUGACAUCAUCACCCAGCGAGAAGAUGCACGGCAGGCCGGGGAGGAAGACAAGGAGGACGAGCAGGAGGAGGAAGAUGACGAGGAGCAGGAGGCAGUGCUUCCGGAAAGCCGGCCACGGAGGCGGAGGCCGGCCAGGCCGCCGGAGGCGGCAAAGAGGGCGGAGCCCGAGGAGAAGUUCAGAGGAAAGAGGCAGAAGGACUUCGAUAUUUCAGAACAAAACGAAUCCAGUGAUGAGGAGAGCCAGAAGAAAGAGAGAACUCGUGCUGCCGAGGAGCCAUGGACUCAGAGUCAACAGAAGCUUCUGGAAUUAGCAUUACAGCAGUACCCAAAGGGAUCUUCGGACCGCUGGGACAAAAUAGCCAAAUGUGUCCCGUCUAAGAGUAAGGAAGACUGUAUCGCUAGAUACAAGUUGCUGGUUGAACUGGUCCAAAAGAAAAAACAAGCUAAAAGCUGAAUAUUCUGGAAGAUGAUGUUCACCUUCAUUUUCCAAAACGAUUAUUUUAAAAGUCUUAUGCAGAAAUUUGCAUUUUGUACCUCAACCUUUCUAUACGUCAUGUGCCUUAGUAAAAAAAAAAAAAAAAAAAAAAAAAAUUAAAAAAG
This is a messenger RNA of Panthera uncia (snow leopard), 1823 nucleotides long. It is a transcript of the gene DNAJC1, whose product is annotated as DnaJ heat shock protein family (Hsp40) member C1. NCBI's taxonomy places the organism in Eukaryota, Metazoa, Chordata, Mammalia, Carnivora, Felidae. The coding region runs from base 1 to 1677 and encodes 558 amino acids. The record is from RefSeq and is a predicted model, not a curated record. Gene Ontology annotation, cellular component: endomembrane system. The transcript has 12 exons.